AAAAUAAAUUCAUUCUCUUUGACAGACUGUCUUGCUUACACAGUAUUUCUUCAACAGCGGUGGCAACUUUGCUUUGCGAAUAAGAAAUAAUGAAGGGAACCAAAACCAAGAAAUUCUUCAAAUCCAUCCUUAUGGCAGCUCUGAUAGUUUCCAUGGCUCUUGGCAGUCCAAUAGAAGUGGAUGACGCGGAAGAUUUGAACAUAGCUGUACAACGAUGUUCCGGCAAAGGCCUUCAGCCACACCCGUUCGUCUGUCACAAAUUCCUAUACUGUUUCAACAAUGACAAUUCAGAAGUAUUCUUUCCAACCGUUGUCCUCAAAUGUCCUUCUGGAUAUGCUUUUUCGGACUCAAUUAAAAACUGUGCUCCAUGGGAGGAGGUACCAAAUUGCGCAUCAGCAGUAAACACGUCGGAGUCAAUAAUUCAGUCAAGGACUCUUAGUGGCUCGUGCCCAGGUAGCGGCGAGUACUGCGAGGACUGUAACACACUUGCUAUUUGCUCUGCAUCGGGAAGUGCUCCUGUUACAGUCUCGUGUACCGCAGCCACUGGCGGUACUCUCACAAAAUGCGAUUCGGCGUCAGACACGGCUCCUGGAACAUGUUCCGCUUCGUCCAGUAACCCUUCAUGUGUCCCCACAAGUACCACUGCUUUGCCAACAACGCCCACUACUCCUGCUGUUACAACGUCUACUACUCCUGCUGCUACGUCAACUACUCCUGCUGCUACAACGUCAACUACUCCUGCUGCUACAACGUCAACUACUCCUGCUGCUACAACGUCAACUACUCCUGCUGCUACGUCAACUACUCCUGCUGCCACAACGUCAACUACCCCUGCUGCCACAACGUCAACUACUCCUGCUGUAACAACUACCACAACCCCAAAGCUGACCACAACCACCACAGUAACAAGUGCUCCAAUUUCAACAUCCAGCACAAGCACUUCAACAAGUACAACAGCACUUCCAGCUACAGUUGUCCCAUCCACGUGUUCAACAGUUGGUGCAAAUAUUGUAGAUCCACAGGCGUUGAACUGUAAGACAUAUUACUCGUGUACCUCUGUCAAUGGAGUGCUGAAGUACGUUUUGAACACUUGCCUGGCCAACAUGGCAUUUGACCCUAUUCGCCUGAGGUGUCUAAACACAUUUUACGUCACGUGCCCUUCUUCAUCAACCUCGACCACGUCCACUUCAACCUCAACAUCUACUUCAACCACAACUUCUACUUCGACCUCAACUUCAACAUCUUCUACAACUUCUAAACCAACAACAGUACCACCGUGCUCAGCGGUCGGGGUGCAAACUCUGGACCCAAGUACUGCUGGAUGCCAAGCUUACUCUGUGUGCACUCUGGUCAAUGGAGUGCUAUCAAAUGUAAGGAUGACGUGCCCUGCUUUCAUGGCUUUCAGCACUAAAUACUCCCGGUGUUUGAAUGUAGUCUAUGUCACAUGCUAAUAUAAAUUGUGCAAAUAAAAAUUAAUAAAUAAACGCGUUUUCAAAAUUUGAUUUUGCAUACAAAUAAUAAUGCAACAUUUUAUUUCGAGUUUCGUACUUGUUUUCACAAUCCCUUGAAUUUACUUG
Molecule: messenger RNA, 1577 nt
Organism: Neocloeon triangulifer
Lineage: Eukaryota; Metazoa; Arthropoda; Insecta; Ephemeroptera; Baetidae
Exons: 5
Coding region: 90-1451 (453 amino acids)
Cellular component (GO): extracellular region
Molecular function (GO): chitin binding
Source: RefSeq, a predicted model, not a curated record